Messenger RNA from Myripristis murdjan (pinecone soldierfish), 4969 nucleotides. RefSeq names its product death domain-associated protein 6-like. Bases 348 to 2630 code for a protein of 760 amino acids. Gene Ontology annotation, molecular function: transcription corepressor activity; nuclear androgen receptor binding; histone binding. Gene Ontology annotation, biological process: negative regulation of DNA-templated transcription; regulation of apoptotic process; nucleosome assembly. The transcript has 11 exons. Gene Ontology annotation, cellular component: nucleus; PML body. Lineage: Eukaryota; Metazoa; Chordata; Actinopteri; Holocentriformes; Holocentridae. The record is from RefSeq and is a predicted model, not a curated record.
UCGUUUCCUACCGCUGGACUCAGUGAAGUUGACGAGCAUUUUUUUUCUUUUGGUAAACAGAAAGUACGUGAGUUUUCAGAGGACAGUGUGCCGGGGAAUAUGAGGUUUUCAGCCACACACCUAAAUGUAGUGAUCUCAUGUAAAAGAUUGUUGAUUUUGUUUUUGUUCGGGUAUUUUGUAGGCACAUUAUUUGAUUAGCGAAGCCACACUGCUAACUAGCUACUGGCAAGGUUAGCCAACGGCGAACCUGAGCGUCAGUGGGACCGUGUGGUUUAUUAUCCUUCUUUGUUGUCAAGUCAGGACGGAUCUAUCGCUUUAUAAAACAGUAGGGAGGACCAGGGAUUUGAAUGGCAGUUGCCACCGCCUCAAUGGCGGAAAGCAUCAUUAUCCUCGAUGAUGACGAAGAGGAGAGUCCUCAGCCCUCCUGCUCCACUGCCGCCUCUUCCUCUCGGCGUCCGACCACCCACACCUCGCCGCUCAGAGCCCGGCAGCCUGCCCCUACCCACAUCACCCAGUCACCUUUUGCCUCAGCGAAGAAGGACAGCCAUGUUUUACAGGCAGAGAAUCAGAAAUUGUUCACUGAGUUUGUGCAGCACUGCUCAUCUGUCACCCAAGAUUGUCCUGAGGUCUUGACUUUUCUCCAAGCCAAGCACACCAAGGCCUCUCCUGAGUUUCUGUCGUCAGUGGAGUUCAGGAACACUUUGGGCCGAUGUCUGACACGCGCUCAGGCCAACCGUUCCAAAAUCUUUGUGUACAUCAACGAGCUCUGCACCGUGCUCAGGCAGCAUGCCGUCAAGAGGAGGCUGCCCCUCACCAAGGCCGAGCCUGGUCCUCCUACCUCAGCCUCAGUUUCUUCCCCGUCUACCUCUGUAUCACUAAAAAGUAAGGAUAAGACCAAAGUACACGCAGUUGCAGAGGAAGAAGAGGUGAAAAAGGAGGGGAUGAAUACGGGAGAAGAUGAUGAACCCUCCACCUCAGGGCUGCAAGAGGACAGAGAGGAUAAAAAUGGGCAGGAGCAGGAAGAGACAGAGAAAAAGAAACGGAGGGCAUCCAGGAGACAGAUAGCGUACCUGGAGAACCUGCUGAAGGUAUACGACGACGAGAUCCGCCGUCUGCAGGAGAGUGAGCUGAGUUUGAACGACCUGGGGGCCGAGGACUCUGGGUACAUUCAGGAGCAUAAACUCAAACGCAAGAUGAUGAAGAUCUACGACAAACUGUGUGAUCUGAAGGGCUGCAGCACAUUAACAGGGAGAGUCAUUGAACACAGGAUCAGCUACACUAGCACACGAUAUCCAGAGAUCAACAAGAAGAUUGAGCGCUUCAUCAACAGUCCUGAGGCCCAGAGGAACCCUCCAGAUUACCAAGACAUACUGCAGCUGGUCCUGCGAGCCAAUGAGCGCUACAAUCUCUGCCUGAGCAGAAAACAGAUGAACCAGAUAGCCCAGGAGGCCUUUAGAGAGACAGGGAGCUCUCUGCAGCAGAGACGGCACCUUGACCUGGUGUACAAUUUCGGCUCACACAUCACCGACGAGUACAAGCCAGCCUCAGACCCGGCUCUGACGGACGCCACACUGCUCCGUAAACUGCGUGACAACAGGGAGACGGCUCUGUCCAACCUGGAGGAGGUCAUCACGAGGUAUGCCGUCAGACAAGAUGACAUCGAGGAGCAGGAGAGGAACAGGCGACUGGAGAGAGACAGGCUGGAGAGAGAGAGCCACAUGUCAGAGGAGGGGGAAGAAAGAACAGAAGUGGUGAAUGGAGUGGCAGAAGAGGAGCAGGAAGAAGAGGAGGAAGAUGAUGAAGAUGAUGAAUCUUCAGAUCCAGACAUAGAGGAGGAGAUUCAGGCCAGCAUUCAGCAGAUUGGACCAGAUGAUAAUGAAGAAGAGGAAGAUGACAGCAAUGAGGCACAGCAAGCGAAUGACAACAUUAGCAAGGAGGAGCAGGGGGCUGAGUUGUCGGGGAACGUUAGUCCAGAGGAACAGGGAAGCGAUAACGUGCCAGUCACAAGCAGGUUCAGUCCGGUCUCCAGUGAGGACAAGCCAGGAAUUUCCCCAUUGUCCGAUAGCCCCUCCCCGAGAGACAGUCCCAGCCAGUCGGAGCCCUUGCAGUCCAAGAACAAGAUGCCCAAUAGCAACCUUAAGGGAAAAGAGGAGGCUGUGGAGUCCUCUAAUCACAUGCCAGUUGUGCUGGUGAGCACCAGCGAGCUCUCUCAGGCCACCACGGACCAUUCCCCAGCUGCAGCCAAUCACUUUUCCUUGCCCCCAUCACCUGUAGUGGUCCUAUCCAAUGAGGACUCUUCCACAGAAAAAUGUGACACACAGACCACCAAUGGGACGUCACCACCACCGAGCCCAAGAACUACCAGGAGCAGAAAGCGGAAGAGGGAGGAAAUCAUUUCAAGGAAAUCCGUAAAAUGUACAGUCAUCCAUGACAGUGAGGUAGACAUCCCCCUCGAUAUGGGUGUUUUGAGCGGCAGUCCUCCUCAUCAGGCUGAGUCCACCAGAGCAGACACACCCAACCAGGAUCUGGUUACCAGCUCACAGUCAACACCGCCUCCUAAGAAAAACAAGGUCAACGUGGCCACCCAGUGUGACCCAGAUGAGAUCAUCGUCCUGUCAGACUCAGAAUGACCUUUCACCCCUGACAUUUUACACUACUGGGAGAUUGUUCUACAUCUCAAAUGAUUCCUGGGACCGGUAUCGCAAAAAUACCUCAUCACCAAGAAUGUCCUCGUCUGUUGGCUUUGAAAAGAGGAAGAAGCAGAAUCUAUCUGUAAAAGGUGUUUUUCUAAACAGCUUCAAAUGCUGAUAUAAAAUCUAGCUUUCGAACACCAGGAAAAAAAUUCAUUAGUACCUCAUAUCACUGCAUUAAAUAUGAAUAUAAAGGAAAGAUGUAUGUUUUCAAGGACUAUAAAACAAUAGACUCCAACAGGACAACAUGAACAGAGACAUGAAUGAUUUUGGGAAACCACCUCGAUUGUCCUCUUGUAUGUACACAGGCUAACUGAUCACUGGAAGUGUUUCCAUUUUCUGUGACCAGAGAAACAUCUGCUAAUCACCCUGGGGUUUUUUUUUCCUUGUUUGUUGGCAUAGAAAAGUUGCGUUGCUAUAUUUCCUGCUCAUCAAUGCAAAACUAUGGCCACAAAUGACUUCUCCUUGACUUCUACCGUGAACCUUUGCUAAUGUAGUUAAGGUAAAUGCAAGAAGCCCUCUCCACCACCUCUGCCACACAACCAAUCCAGUGCCUGAAAAUGUGAAUAAGUGGGUGUGUGCUCCAGAAGUGGGGAGAGAGACGGUAGUUUUGUUUUCACACUCUUGACUGACAGUGUCUGUGGGACUUAACUGCCAGUUUGUUUACAUUUUUAUAUUUAGAUAGUUUUUUUUUUUUUUUCAAAGAGAAGAGGCAAUUGUAGCCCUGUAUAAAAGCAUUUUGAGAUGAUAUUGUCUUACAUGCCCUUUUUGCUAUUUAUGAUAUGCAUUGAGUGAGUGAGUUGUAUGGUAGUUUCUACUCUACUGCUGUGAGAGGUGGCGACUGCAAUGGUGUCAAAGAGACACAUUGAGGUUUUUCUUCCUUUUUUUCUUUUUCUUCAGAAAGAGUUUCUAUUUUUUCAUGCAAACGAAUCAAAUUACUGCAAAUGCCAUUGUUAGCGUUCCUCAUUCAGACCUAUGGGUCCCGUCAGCUGUGAGCUAGCUCAGCAGCUUUUAGUGUGAGCGUUGACAGAUAAUAUGCCAUGAAAUGAUUGAGUCUCAAAUCCAAGUUAGCUGAAGGAUAAAAGCAGAAAUCCUUUUAACGUUUAUGGACUUAAUUAGUAACACCAUGCACCGAAGAGUUCCAUUACACAUGUGCUUCUGUCUAGCCCAGAUAACUACUUUUUGUAAUGCGGUCAGUGGAGAUCGACUUAGACUCGAAAAUUUAAACCUGUCCAAAACCACAACCCAAGGGAUAAUUGUCCAGUUCUGCUGUAUCUUUCUUUGAGACCAAAUCAUUGUAUGGCACAUUAAUAAUUCUGUCUUGAUAAAUGGCUCUGUUUUUCCCCAAUACAUAUAUAUGUAUAUUUUUUAAUCAAGCUUGAAUCAGUGUGGUACCAUAAUAUUUGGGUGUCUUCACUGGGAGAGGUUCAUUCUCAAAUGCUAAAAUGCUAAACAAAACAAACAAGCAGUGACAACUAAAUCCUUAAAAGCCAACUACUAGUAAAGCCUGUACUCAUAAAUCCUGUCAUUUUAUAAAGUAUGAUUUUUUUUAUGUAGAAGAGAUAGUUACUUCAGUGCUAUCAUACUGUAGGUUCUACGUUCAUAUGAGCAAUCAGUUGUUACAGUGCUGUUUCAUUUGUGCUUGUUCCUUUUGUUUACCCUAAUGGUGACCCUAAUGGAGGAUAUGUUAUUUUGGAGUGAACCUCUUCCCCUGUACGGCAGUAUCCAAGUCUCCUUCCUCCAAACAAACAAAACUGGUAUUUACCAGUCACAUUUGUUGUUAUAGUUUGCCAGGUAAAAUCCACCUAUCAGCCGGUGGGCAACAGAGAAUGAAGUUUUCUCCUGACCUGGUGGUUAUUACUUGCCAUGUUGCUUGGUCUUGCAGUAGCAAUCAUCAGGAUUUGUUGUGGUCACCAUCGCUGAGUCCCUAGUUUUGGCGUUGGUUGAGUUAAUCCACACAUGAUAGUGCACUAAUGUUUAAAUAUGUUUGGACCCUGGCUUAGAUAAAAUGGGUCCAAGGCUUUUUUAAUUUCCCAAAACUGUUUUACUCCCCAAAUCUAUAAAUUUCCAAAUAGUUAACAGGGAAAUUGGGUUGGGUUCUCUGUUUAAAAACAAUUUUAAUGUUGAUUUGGAAAAUAGUUUUAUUAACUACUCAUAGGCUUCAGUUAUACAAAGAAGUGAUUCAUAAUUCACUGUGACUUUUUGUUUUGUUUAAAUUUUCCCUUUUUAAUAAUGAAAUAAAUGCAGCAGCGUCUUAGCUGCUGACUGUUGUAUUUUCA